Messenger RNA from Panicum virgatum (switchgrass), 3913 nucleotides. Its product is annotated as probable alpha,alpha-trehalose-phosphate synthase [UDP-forming] 9. Gene Ontology annotation, molecular function: catalytic activity. The transcript is spliced from 4 exons. Gene Ontology annotation, biological process: trehalose biosynthetic process. NCBI's taxonomy places the organism in Eukaryota, Viridiplantae, Streptophyta, Magnoliopsida, Poales, Poaceae. The record is from RefSeq and is a predicted model, not a curated record. The coding region runs from base 304 to 2898 and encodes 864 amino acids. Gene Ontology annotation, cellular component: cytosol.
GAUAAAAGGAAAAUCAGCAAUAAGCACCUGCUGGGCCACCCCUCGUUCGAGUCGUCUCUCUAUUUCUCUCUCCCCGCUCCCCAGGUCACCUCUCUUCUCUCCGUCUUCCUUUCCUGGCGGCGACGACUGGGCUGGCGGCGCCCUUCACCACAUCUUCGCCGGUCCUUUGCCAGCGACGAACCCACUAUUUCUCUAGUCGCCCCCACCCUUGCCCGGUAUACCUCUUCUUCUCCGUAGGUCUUUCCUGGCGGCGCCGUUCAGUCUUCGCUGGGUCCUUUGCUGGCAACGAACCCACCAGGAAUCAUGGUUUUGAGUUCGUAUUCAAAUCUGCUAGAUAUAUGUAGUGAAGAUGUUUUUGACUUUCAACAACCUCUUCAAUCUCUUCCUUGUACGGUGACUUCCGCUAGCAACAUAUCUGGCCCUGAUUUGGAAAGUAGUAAUGGUAGCGAUAUAGUUGGUUCUGCACCUCCUUGUUUGAAGAGAAAGAUUGUUGCGGCAAACUUUCUUCCUCUGAACUGUAUGAAAGAUGAAGCUACUGGAGAUUGGUCCUUUGCAAUGGAUGAUAAUCAACUUCUUGUUCAACUUAAAGAUGGUUUUCCAGUUGAUAAUGAAGUUAUUUAUGUGGGUAGUUUGAAUGUUCAAGUUGAUCCUAGUGAGCAAGAUCAAGUUUCUCAGAAGCUCUUCAAGGAACACAAAUGCAUACCAACUUUUCUCCCAGCUGACCUCCAGCAGCAGUUCUAUCACAGCUUCUGCAAACAGCACUUAUGGCCACUUUUCCAUUAUAUGCUUCCUGUUUUCCAUGACAAAGGCGAACUAUUUGACCGCUCUCUUUUUCAAGCCUACGUGCGGGCCAACAAAAUAUUUGCUUACAAAGUUAUGGAGGCAGUCAAUUCGAAUGAUGACUGUGUGUGGGUUCAUGACUACCACCUUAUGCUGGUUCCAACCUUUCUAAGAAAGAAGCUGCACCAGAUUAAAGUUGGUUUCUUCCUCCACAGUCCAUUUCCCUCAUCUGAGAUCUAUAGAACACUGCCAGUGCGGGAUGAAAUCCUAAAGUCACUUCUUAAUGCUGAUCUUAUUGGCUUUCAAACAUUUGAUUAUGCCCGCCACUUCCUUUCAUGUUGCAGCAGGCUGUUAGGCCUUAAUUAUGAGUCAAAACGUGGUCACAUUGGUAUAGAGUACUUCGGUCGAACAGUGAGCCUCAAGAUUCUUGCUGCAGGUGUACAUGUUGGCCGUCUUGAGUCUAUGUUGAAGUUGCCUGCUACAAUUAGCAAGGUUCAAGAAAUCAAGAAUAGAUAUAAGGGCAAGUUGGUGAUCUUAGGUGUAGAUGACAUGGAUAUCUUCAAAGGUAUCAGUCUAAAAUUGCUCGGCUUGGAGCUUCUUUUGGAGAGAACACCUAAGCUUAGAGGGAAGGUUGUCCUUGUACAGAUUGUUAAUCCUGCAAGAAGCAUUGGAAAAGACAUUGAGGAAGCAAAAAAUGAAGCUGUAUCAGUAGCUCAAAGGAUAAAUGAUACAUAUGGUUCUGCUAAUUACAGGCCUGUUGUCCUUAUUGACUAUUUGAUACCUUUCUAUGAAAAGAUUGCAUAUUAUGCUGCAUCUGACUGUUGUAUUGUAAAUGCUGUGAGGGAUGGCAUGAACUUAAUACCAUAUGAGUACACCGUCUGCAGGCAGGGAAAUGAGGAGAUUGAUAAGUUCAGAGGUGCCGAUAAGAGCUCACUUCACACAAGCACACUGAUAGUUUCUGAAUUUGUUGGUUGCUCACCAUCUCUUAGCGGAGCUUUCAAGGUAAAUCCUUGGAGUGUUGAAGAUGUGGCUGAUGCAUUUUAUAGUGCAACAGACCUGACACAAUAUGAGAAGAUUCAGCGCCAUGAGAAGCAUUAUCGCUAUGUUAAAUCUCAUGAUGUUGCUUAUUGGGCUCGAAGCUUUGUCCAGGAUCUGGAGAGAACGUGCAAAGAGCAAUAUAGCCGAAGGUGUUGGACCACUGGAUUUGGUUUGAAUUUUAGAGUUAUUGCUCUAUCACCUGGGUUUAGAAGACUGUCUCUAGAACUCUUUGCUUCAUCUUAUAAGAAGGCUAACAAGAGAGUGAUAUUUCUGGACUAUGAUGGGACCCUUGUGCCUCAGUCAUCACUCGACAAAGCUCCAAGUGCAGAACUGAUUUCAAUCCUUAAUAACUUGUGCAAUGAUACGAAGAACACUGUAUUUAUAGUUAGUGGAAGAGGAAGAAAUUCCCUAUGUGAGUGGUUCGAUUCAUGCGAGAACCUUGGUAUUGCUGCUGAACAUGGCUACUUCAUCAGAUGGAGCAGAGCAGCUGAAUGGGAAGUAAGUUCAUUAGGUCAGUGUUCUGAAUGGAAGCUGAUUGCGGAUCCUAUCAUGCAUGUGUACAUGGAGACAACUGAUGGUUCCUCCAUAGAGCGUAAGGAGAGUGCUCUAGUGUGGCAUUAUCAGAACACAGAUCAUGACUUUGGCUCCUGCCAAGCAAAGGAGCUAGUGGGCCAUCUGGAGCGAGUCCUAGCAAAUGAACCUGUUGUUGUGAAGCGUGGCCAUCAGAUUGUAGAAGUUAAACCUCAGGGAGUCAGCAAGGGCACUGCUGUGGACAAGAUCAUUCGGACACUGCUCAACAAUGGGGAAGUACCGGAUUUUCUGAUGUGUGUUGGUAACGAUCGAUCAGAUGAGGACAUGUUUGAGAGCAUCAAUAAAGCAACCUCCUCUGCUGAUCUUCCUGCCACUCCAGAGAUCUUUGCCUGCUCCGUGGGCCCAAAGGCCAGCAAAGCUAACUACUACGUCGACGGCUGCAGUGAAGUGAUCAGAUUACUGAAGGGCGUAACAGCUGUUUCGUCCCAAAAGGAUGCUGUCAGACAUAGCCAUGCCAGCCCGAAGGAUAUACUUGAGGUUGUCAACUGAUCCACAAGCAAACCAUUUCACAAUACUAGGAGCAAACAGCAAAGCAUGUUCAAUCUGCCAUUCUCGAAUCUCCAAUGCCUGCAAGCUAUGCAUCAUUUGGAAACAGAACUAUCCCUCGGAGUUUCAAAUCAGUCAACAUGAAGCAUUGGCAUCGAUGAUGCAAUGGCAACAGUGAUCAGAAAUCGCAUGUUCCUCCAAAUAGCAUGGCCGAUUCACCAUUGGUCUUGCAAAUACAGCAGCAAUCACAAACCACAAGUUCCUGAUUUGCAGGCUAGGCUACUAGCCGGGUGAUGUCUGCAAUUGUAGUCAGACCUGAUGCUGAAAAGGAGGCUCUUGUGCAGCAAUCGCAAACCACAAGUUCCUGAUUUAUGCAGCUGGGAUGAAAGCCCCCUGGACCCGUACAGCUCUGUUUGGUCUACCUGCCAAAUGAUUGUCAAUCCAUCCAUUCCGAUGCGCUUGCGCUGCACUCAGCCAGCACUAUAGACUCUAUUAGUCUGGACCUGGACCCCUUAUGUAUACUGUUCCACUGUACAAUACAAACAGUUGUCAUUAGGCGAUUAGAGCCACAUCAGUAGGCUAGUACUAUUGAGAAAUUGAUGGGUGUGAUAGCGAAAUGCCAAAGUCUGAAGGCGCAAGCAUGAUCCCUGCUGUAUGAGGGGCGAAAGAGAUCUCUACUUCUUUGUGUGGCCAAGUGUAUGGCGGACGUAUGGUUAGCUAGCUGUACUCUGCACAGUGGAGCGUCAAGUACUACUUAUCGCAUGAAGCAAUGCUGUUGCACACGAGUAUAUCCAGGUCUUGUGUUUCUCCGCAUAAAGCUCCAGUGCUCAUGUGACUAUGUGAGCUCAGAUCUUCAGGAGAGUUUGCGGCCGGUAUUCUGAGGCCGCCUGGUACUGGUUUCCGUGGAAAUAAGCCUAAGAUAUGAUUUGUGUAUGCUUGCUUCAUCAAAAAGGGAAUGAAACAGCUUGGAAAAUAUUAGGAGAAAGAAGAGAUGAACAUGAACCCAUUGAGCUAGCUA